Molecule: messenger RNA, 6358 nt
Organism: Sturnus vulgaris (Common starling)
Lineage: Eukaryota; Metazoa; Chordata; Aves; Passeriformes; Sturnidae
Source: RefSeq, a predicted model, not a curated record
AUGACGGUUCGGAUUCCGGAGGUCGGAUUUUGGCCGGCCGUGCGCGGGCAGGGCGGGCGAGCGCCGGCAGCGCUCUCUGAGCCCCGCGGGCGGGGCUCCCGGGUGGGCGUUGGAGCCGCCGCCCUGAGCCCGCCCCGCACCCGUUACGGGCUCCCGGUACCGGCACCGGCACCGGCCCCUCCGCCGAACCGGCAGGAGCCUGCCCGCUCCGCCCGCUUCGGGGAGCGCCGGUGGGCGCUGCGCUGCCCGCCCUGUGAGGAGACGCAGCUCCGGCCAGGUCGAAUGGCGGGAGUACAAAAAAAUGCUAAAAAAGGUUCAGCCACUGGAGAAGAUAUAACCAGAUCUUCUCAAACUGCUCAACGAUUAAUGAGCCUUGCCUCUUCACCUCGUUCUUUUGGAAGUCAAAGUGUGGCUAAGUUUUACCGCCCUAGUGGAGUUCCAAGCACGCAAAGUUACAAAGCAAGAAAGAUUCAAUAUGAAAAAGCAAGAGAAGAUCGAAGAGCAAAAAUUAAUGCUUCAUAUAAGUACAUAUUUGAAGCUCUCAGUGCUGGGUUAGGCUUAGACUUACCAACUGUGGAAGAAAUGAUAUUGGACGUCCCUUCGUUCGAUGCCUUUGAUUCCUUUUUUGCCAAGGGUGGAAGAAAAUCAUUGAUAAUUUUCUAUCAAGAAGCAAAUGCACGAGGAAUAGAGAGUGGUCGAGUAAUUCCAAAUGUUGAAAAAGGAAGUAAAAUUUGGCAAUUUUAUUUGGAGAAGACACCAGACAAGAUCAUAGGACUAUGCUUAUAUUUUGUUCGCUUUAAGAAUGACACGUCCAUAAAUGAAAAAACUAUACAUGAGGAAGUUUCCUUUGGUGUUUUGGAUGCCACUGAUGGACUCCUACCUGGUGUUAAAGAUGUAGUAGAAAAGGUUUUUCUCCCUGCUAUCCUGGAAACAAGUAAUUGGGGUAAUUUAGGUCAGUCCAAAGAGGAUACAAAAGACAAGCAGAAUUUUGUGGAAACAAUUAAGAAGUACAUUUCAUUUUUAGGAGGUGCUGCAGCAUGCAUCGAAGGAACAAUUGAGUUGAAAAAAGUAGAUGACAUUAAUUUUUCUGAACUCCAGACCUUUGAUAAAAUAACUGCAGCUGCUGACAAUUAUGACACAGUUCACCAGCUAGAGGAAGUACUUACGAUAUGGUAUAAACAAAUUGAACAUGCUCUGAUUGAGAGCAAACAGUUAAGGAGAGAAGCUAAGGAUUCAGGUCCACUGAUGGAACUGGAGGACUGGAAAUACAUGUCUGCUAAAUUGAACUUUAUUAUUGAACAGAUCAAAGGACAAAACUGUAAAGCUGUUAUUAAUGUUUUGAAAGUUGCACACUCUAAAACACUAAAGACAUGGCAAGAAUUAGAUGGCAGAAUCACAGAUGCAGCAAAUGAAUCAAAGGAUAAUGUGAAAUACCUAAGCACACUUGAAAAAGUUUGUCAGCCACUUUAUACCACUGAUGUUGUAUUAAUGACACAGGGAAUACCAAACUUGAUGAAGACUGUACAAAUGAUUCACCGUGUUUCAAAAUAUUACAAUACUUCUGAUAAAAUUACAUCAUUGCUUAUCAAGGUUACAAACCAAAUGGUCACAACGUGUAAAGCAUACAUUACAGAUGCUGGCUUGAAUCGAGUCUGGGAUCAGGAGACGCCAGUAGUCAUUGGAAAAAUCAAUGAAUGCAUAAGUCUGUUGAAAGAAUAUCAGAAAUGCUUCCGUGAAUCUAAGCAAGAGACUUUGGCAAGUCUAGGAGAAAAGGCAUUGGAAGUAUCAGAAGUGUACAUUUUUGGAAAAUCUGAAGCUUUUUGUAGGAGAUUAGAAAAAAUAAUGAAGAUGAUAGCCAUAGAAGAGAAUUUUAAUGCUCUGACUCAGUGUGCAGUUGAAGGUAUAGAUCUUAUGGCUGUUAAAUUCAAAAACAUCUACCACAUUUUUCAAAAGAAACCAUAUGACAACCUUGAUCCACAAGUAACAGAAUUUGAUGUGGAUUUUGUGAAAUUCAUGUCAGAAGUUGAACGUUUAGAGACACAGCUACAGACUUUUAUGCGUACCUGUUUUCGGAAAAUUGUGUCUUCACAGAAUUCACUUCAGUUACUUAAAAGGUUUCAAAAUCUGAAUAUGCCAUGCCUUCAAGAAGAAACAGCAAAUACAGUUGGUUGUAUUCUUCAACAUUUUGUAGCAGAACUUGAAGCUACUAAAAAGCUUUACCAAACCCAGAAAGAUGACCCUCCUCUUUCUCGAAACAUGCCACCUACUGCAGGAAAGAUACUGUGGGUGAGACAGCUUUUCAGAAGGAUAAAUGAACCAAUCACCUAUUUCCAUAAACAUUCAGAUAUCUUGACAAGUCCAGAAGGUAAAGCAGUUGUUCAAUCAUACAACAAACUUGCAUAUGUAUUGGUGGAGUUUGAGGUAGUCUAUCAUAGCGCAUGGAUGAAGGAAAUUUCACAAUUACAAUAUCCCUUACAAUCCACGAUAUUUGUGCGUCAUCCUACAACUGAGAAGUUCCUGGUUAAUUUUGAUCCCCAAAUUCUAGAGAUUGUGCGAGAGACAAAAUGUAUGAUAAAGUUGGGUCUGGAAGUACCAGAGCAAGCAGUCAAGAUAGCGAUAAUAGAAAAUAAAUUGAAGUCAAACAGGUUGCAGUUGGAGGCUCUCGUCCAAUCUUAUGAAGAUUUGCGUAAAGCAACACCAAAUGUGUUUGUAAAUCUGUUGUCACCACAAAUUGAAAAGAUGGAAGGUGUGCUGAGGCAAGGACUUACCUUGUUGACUUGGUCAUCUGUCACGCUGGAAACUUUCUUUCAAGAAGCUGAAAAAGUUCUGCAUGUAUUUAGACAAGUUUUGAGAAGGAUUACUGUUAUAAGUGACGUGCAGAUUGGUUCAAUAUUGAAAGAAAUAGCAAGUACUUCUUUAGUUAGCUUACCAGCAGAUGAUUCCAUCAAACCAGAGGAUCUGUUGAAUGAAAAUGAGACUUAUACCAAAGAAUGUGCUGAGUUAUUGAACAGCAAAAGCAUGCACGUCGAAGAUGCCGUUCAAUAUUUAAUAGAUCUCUUAGAAAAGAAUUAUGAAUUUCCAUCUCCUAAGUCCUCAGAACCACAAGGAAAACAUAUAGCAUUUGAAAAAAAAGAAAAGGAGAAAGAAAAAACUGCUGAAGGACCUCGAAGUGAUGAUAGCAAGGGCAGUGAUAAAGAAGAAGAAUUUAAAAAGAACUGUAAAGACUUACUUGCCUAUUUCAGUCGCCGCCUGCUCAUCAGCCUCCAGAAAGCAACACGAAUGUCUUUGGAUCGUAUUAAAAGAAGAAUGAGUGUUCCAAUCAAAUGUGAGGACAUCCCUCCUUUUCUAAAAGCAGAAGUACACCUUGCUAUUCCCAAUCUAGUAAUUGUUCCCAGUUUAGAUGAUAUACAGCAAGCCAUCAAUCGCAUGAUUCAUUUAACACUGGAAGUAAAUCGAGGAGUUGCUCAGUGGGGACAGAGGCAUUUGCAAAAAUCUAUUUUGAAAACAGAACCAGGCGCACAGCAAGCAGCUUCUGCAGGCUUGGGAUCACAAGGAAAAAGAACCAGAAAAGGAGAAAGAGCUGAUGAUACAGUUAUCAGAAAGAUAAAAAAUUUUUACGCAGGUGUUGCAGAAAAUGAAGUUAUUACUAAAAUAAUUGUGCUUCUCUCUUCUGCUGGGACUUCUCUAAAAGAAGGAGUUAGUGAAGUUCUGCAAGUGUUUGAUAAAUAUAAGGUGCUGUGGACAGAAGAUAAAGAUACCAAAUUUCAGGAAUUUUUUGCUACUGGUCCCACCCUGUCUGAAAUUAAAGAAGAAAUAGUUCACUACGAUACAUUUGAGCAAGAGAUGAAAACUUUAAAACCCACUAUUCGUCUUGGUCCAAUUGAAUUGCACACAGGACCACUGAAAAAAGCUUUAGAAAUUGAAGCGAAUUCCUGGAAGAUGGUCCUCUGUCGUUAUUUAAAUGAGGAAUAUAAAACAAAAUUACUAGACGUGGUGUCGUUCAUAAAUGAAUACAUAAACAGAUUGUCUCGACCUCUGACUGACUUAGAUGAUGUCAGAUUAGCAAUGGAAGCUUUAUCUACCAUUCAAGAAAAGAGAGCAGACGUAGAUAUUUCUAUGGGACCUAUUGAAGAAGCCUAUGGCAUUUUACAUACAUUUCAAAUGGAAGUUACAAAAGAGGAAUCAGAUGGUGUUGAUUCAAUGAGAUAUGCUUUUAAUAAAUUAAAAACUCAGGCUAUUGCAGUUCAAGAUGAAUUAGUUGAAGUUCAGCCCAAAUUUAAGAGUGAUUUGCUGGAAGCAGUUGCAGUUUUUCGGGAGGAUGUAUCAAACUUUGAAACAGCAUAUGAAACGGAAGGGCCUAUGGUUCCAAGCAUCCCACCUCAGGAAGCCAGUAAGAGGCUGCAGAUCUUUCAGGCUAACUUUGAUGACCUGUGGAGAAAGUUUAUCACGUACUCGUCUGGUGAGCGGCUGUUUGGAUUGCCUGUCACAGAGUAUGACAUUUUGCAUAAAGUCAGGAAGGAGUUAGGCUUGCUUCAGAAAUUGUAUGGACUAUAUGAUACUGUAAUAAGCACUAUCAAUGGGUACUAUGACAUACUUUGGACAGAGAUAGAUAUUGAAAAAAUCACUACUGAACUUACAGAAUAUCAAAGCAGGUGCCGUAGACUACCUAAAGGUCUCCACCACUGGCAAGCCUUUUCAGAUCUCAAGAAAAAUAUUGAGGAUUUUAUUGAGUGUUGUUCUUUGCUGGAAAUGAUGUCUGACAAAGCAAUGAAGCAAAGACACUGGGAUCGUAUUUCUGAAACAACAGGACAUCACUUUGAUGUAGAAUCUGAGACCUUUUGCCUUCGAAACAUCAUGGAAGCACCAAUUCUUAAAAAUAAAGAAGAUAUUGAGGAUAUAUGCAUAUCUGCUAUGAAGGAAAAGGAUAUAGAAGCCAAACUGUCUCAAGUAGCUGAAACCUGGGGAGCUCAAAGUCUGAGCUUUGCACAAUUCAAAGCAAGAGGAGAGUUACUGUUAAAGGGAAUUGAAUCAGCAGAAAUCAUGAUAUUGAUGGAGGACAGUUUAAUGGUUCUGGAUUCUCUACUGUCUAAUAGAUACAAUACGGCAUUUAAAAAGCAAAUUCAGAGUUGGGUUUCUAAACUAAGCAACUCUUCACGCAUAAUUGAGGAAUGGCUGGUUGUGCAGAACCUCUGGAUUUAUCUUGAAGCUGUUUUUGUAGCAGGAGAUAUUGCAAAAGAGUUACCCCAGGAAGCAAAGCGUUUUCAGAAUAUUGACAAAUCUUGGGUAAAAAUAAUGCAACGAGCUCAUGAAAAUGCAAAUGUAAUUGCCUGCUGUGUUGGAGAUGAUACUAUGGAGCAACUUCUCCCUUACCUACACGAACAGCUGGAAGUAUGCCAGAAAUCACUUACAGGAUAUUUAGAGAAGAAAAGACUGCUGUUUCCAAGAUUCUUUUUUAUUUCUGAUCCUGCACUUGUUGAAAUUCUUGGACAAGCAAGUGAUUCUCAUACAAUCCAGCCACAUCUGACUUCCAUAUCAGACAACAUAAAUGAAGUAGAGUUUCACCCAAAGGAUUAUGAUCGCAUAAUGGCAGUCAUAUCAAGAGAAGGAGAAAAAAUUGCAUUGGACACUCCAGUGGUUGCAAAAGGACCAGUAGAAAUUUGGUUGAAGAUUUUAUUGCAAAUGCAGCAGAAGUCAUUGCAUGGCAUAAUUAGGGCAGCAUUUUACCAAAUUAGUGACCCAGGAUAUCAGUUGCUGAAUUUUCUUAAUCAAUUCCCAGCCCAGGUUGGAUUACUGGGAAUUCAAAUAUUGUGGACACGUGAUGGAGAAGAAGCUCUACGCAAUGCUAAGGAAGACAAAAAAAUCAUGGAUGUAACCAAUGCUAGAUUUCUGGAUAUUCUGAAUACGCUGAUUGGCCAGACCACACUAGAUCUUUCCAAGUUUGAGAGAGUGAAAUUUGAAACACUUAUUACAAUUCAUGUGCAUCAGCGUGAUAUUUUUGAUGAUUUGGUAAAAAUGAACAUCAGAACACCGACUGAUUUUGAGUGGUUAAAACAGUCUAGAUUCUACUAUAAAGAGGAUUAUGAUCAAGUCAUCGUAGCAAUUACAGAUGUUGAUUUUGUUUACCAAAAUGAAUUUCUGGGUUGCACUGAUCGUCUGGUUAUAACACCUCUUACAGACAGGUGCUAUAUAACUUUAGCACAAGCUUUGGGAAUGAACAUGGGAGGAGCUCCAGCAGGACCAGCUGGAACUGGUAAAACAGAAACAACAAAAGACAUGGGAAAGGCUCUGGGAAAAUACGUAGUAGUCUUUAACUGCUCUGAUCAAAUGGACUUCAGAGGUUUGGGCAGGAUUUUCAAAG